This is a messenger RNA of Drosophila yakuba, 3570 nucleotides long. Its product is annotated as CUGBP Elav-like family member 1. Gene Ontology annotation, molecular function: mRNA 3'-UTR binding. Gene Ontology annotation, biological process: regulation of alternative mRNA splicing, via spliceosome; mRNA splice site recognition. The transcript is spliced from 10 exons. NCBI's taxonomy places the organism in Eukaryota, Metazoa, Arthropoda, Insecta, Diptera, Drosophilidae. The record is from RefSeq and is a predicted model, not a curated record. Gene Ontology annotation, cellular component: nucleus; cytoplasm; ribonucleoprotein complex. The coding region runs from base 592 to 3327 and encodes 911 amino acids.
GCCAAAAAAUAAAACAAAGCACUGAGCUCGCUGCGAAAAUAAAUAAGCGGGCAACGUAAAUAGAAGAGCGCCAAAAUAUGCAAGCGUCGAAAUUUAUUAAAAAAUAAUAGAAAAACCGUCGAAUUCCGUCGCGAUUAUCCGGAGGACGAGAGCAUCUUGUCCGUGCUGAGGGUGGACAUUAAAGUGUGUGCCUUAAGUGAACCAUAAAUUUGUGCAAAAGGAUGUUGCAUUAAAAGUUGUCGGUCCUGCUUAACUUACGGGUUAUUCGAUGAAGUGAUUGAGGAACAUCCUUUAAGCUUCAAUCUGAACCUGCAGCUCAACCAUUUAUAAAAGUUUAAAAACAAAAAGCGUAAACGCAGAGGCUAAUUGUGAAAGCGAAAAACUGUGAUAAAGAAGGCAUAAACAAAGGGGAAACACAGAAACUAAACACAGAAAUAGAACCCUCCUGCUGGCAGCAAAAUAAUAUACCAUUUUAAUAAAACUAAAACCCGAAGCAAAUUAAAAAGCAAGCGACGCCAAAUGCGGCACUAAAAGUAAUUAGCGACAGCAGCGGCAGGAGUUGGCAAUAAAAGCAAAGCAGAGGUGUAAUAAAUGAUGUUGCAAUCCUUGAGUCUGCACGCGGAUAAACUCAGCGGCAAUUCACCAGCAGCAGCAGCAGCAACUGGAGCACCAGCAGCAACAUCAGAGGCAACAACAGCAGCAGCAGCAGCAGCGGCAGCAGCAACAACAAUGCUUGCAACGGCACCUGUUGCCCAUGUUGCUAAUGGCAGCAACAGCAAUUCGAGUGCCGGCAGCAACAGCAGCAGCAGCAGCAACAACCACAGCCUCUACAGCAAUAACACUUUAAAUACAGGCAACAAUAGCCAGCUGCAGCAGCAGCAACAACAGCAGCAACAUCCGCAGAUACUGCCGGUCAAGUACGAGUAUUUAGAGAAUCUAACGAGCUCGGCUGCAACUUCAGGUGCCAUUGCAGCGACAACAACUUUCACGGGAGCUGCAAAAAGUUUUCAUCCCUAUUUGCGGCCCACCAACAGCGGCAGUGGCAACAGCAGCAGCAGCAGCAACAACAGCAGCAACAACAGCAUUGCAGCGUUAUCUACAACAACGGCUAAAAUGUCGACUACAUUGUUUGAGACACUGCUGCACAACCAAAUAAAUUCCAGCCCAAUAGCACUGCCAUCGGCAACGGCAAUCGCAGCAAUAUCUGCAGCGGCAACAGCAGCAGCAGCACCACCACCAGCAACAGCAACACCAGGCACCGCAGCAACCGCAGCAGCUGCAGCAGCAACAGCAGCAGCAGCAGCAUCAACGCAGCUGAAUUCCAGCAUUAAUUCCAGAACUUCAUUAGGCGACCAGGGUGGUGCAAUUGUUGUUGUUACCCCCGCACCACCCGUUGUUGCACCACCACCGCCAUCUGGCGGCCCAAAUCGCACCCAAAGUCCCACGCGUGACUCGAUCAAAAUGGAGCUCAUGGAAUCGAACAGUCCGGAUUCGAUCAAGGAUCAGCCGGAUGCGGACAACAUCAAAAUGUUCGUGGGCCAAAUACCGAAGACCUGGGACGAGACGCGGCUUCGCCAAAUGUUCGAGCAGUUUGGACCCGUGCACACACUGAAUGUCCUGCGGGACAAGGUCACAUCGAUUAGCCGAGGGUGCUGUUUUGUCACCUACUAUACUAGAAAGGCCGCCCUGCGCGCCCAGGACGCGUUGCACAACAUCAAGACCUUGGAUGGGAUGCACCAUCCCAUUCAGAUGAAGCCGGCGGAUAGUGAGAACAGAAAUGAACGCAAACUUUUCGUUGGCAUGCUGAACAAAAAGUACACCGAGGCCGAUGUGAGGCAGCUCUUCACGGGCCACGGAACCAUCGAGGAGUGCACGGUGCUCCGGGAUCAGGCUGGUCAGAGCAAGGGCUGCGCCUUCGUCACAUUCGCCACCAAGCAGAACGCCAUCGGAGCUAUCAAGGCCCUCCAUCAAAGUCAGACCAUGGAUGGCUGUUCAGCUCCGCUGGUUGUAAAAUUCGCGGACACGCAAAAGGAGAAAGACCAAAAGAAGAUGCAACAGAUUCACGCGUUCUGUGGCAUCAAUACGCCGAGCGGUGCGACAGCAGGUGCGGCCACGCCCACCAUUAAUGCUGCAACGGCUCUCAUAGCCGCUCCGCCCUCGGCGGGACGUCCCAAUCCGUCGAUGGCGGCCGCACUGGCGGCAGUGCCUCAGGUUCAGCAGGCUGGCUCUGCAGCAACGGCACCAACCACCCUCGUUCCCCUGAACUCCACCAGCGCCCUCAGUGCGUCCUUGGCGCCCAAUCUCCUCGCCACCAACGCCGCCCACCAGGGGGCGGCAGCAGCGGCCGCCUAUUUGGGGGCGGAUCCCGCUGCGGCGGCCCACCUUCAGCUGUACCAACAACUUCACGGAUACGGACUCAGUCCGGCACACUAUCUGCCAGGACUAAAUUUCCACCACCCACCGGAAAACAGUGCCCACCACAGCCAGCACAGUCCCAGCAUCGGCGCCGCAUCAGCAGCAUCUCUAUCGGCUGCAGCAGCCACAGCAGCAUCUAACCCACUUGGCGGCGCACCACCACCCACACCCACACCAACACCCACAAGUGCCGCCGGGCAUGCUGCUGGCGCUGGACUGCUCGCCGCUCCAUCCAUGUCUAUGCAGAAUCUGGUAACCCUACUAGCCACGCCCUCCGCCCACCACCAGCUGUCCCUCCACCACAGCAGCAGCAGCGCCACCAGCGGCCACAACAACAGCAGCAGCGCCACCAGCGGCCUCCACAACCAGCGGCUGACCUUCGCGGCCGCCCCACCACCACCCAUCGCUACCACCUACAACAUGCCGCAGCUAAUCGGUCACCCGGCCACGCCCACUCAGCAGGGGGGCGGGGGCCAAUCGCUGACCUUCAAUGCGCUGUGGCCUCCCAAUGCCGCCGACCCCUACUCAUCCUCCCUGAGCGGACUGACAAAUGGAGCCGCCUACGGAGCCGCAUCUCAACCUCUGACCCCCAGCGCCAUUCAAGCGGCAGCUGCCGGCGUGGCUGGCAAGCAGAUCGAGGGUCCCGAUGGCAGCAAUCUUUUCAUUUAUCACCUACCUCAGGAGUUCAUUGACACAGAUCUCGCGUCGACGUUUCUGCCCUUUGGCAAUGUCCUUUCGGCCAAGGUGUUCAUCGAUAAGCAGACCAACCUGUCGAAGUGCUUCGGCUUUGUGUCCUACGAUAAUCCACACUCGGCCAACGCGGCCAUCCAGGCGAUGCAUGGCUUUCAAAUCGGCACCAAGCGGCUGAAGGUUCAACUUAAACGUUCCAAGGAUGCGGCCAAGCCGUACUAGGCAGCUAAGAAAUGGGCUAGAAUGGCUUAAUGGCUUCAAUGGGCGUGGCCAAGAAGGCACCCAGCACACCAACAAUUCACAAAUAAUGGAAUGAAACUAGUUUAAAUAAUUGUGCCUUUUAAGCAACGUUCUGAAACCAAAGGACCAAUUACAAAAAUGUAUCUGAUAAGUGAACACAAAACUAGAGAUAAAUGGAAAGCUUACAAAUAAAGCUCUCGAGUGCACAAAAACAAACCGCAAAAA